AGAACUAUUGCUGAUUGAGUGAAAAUAUCUAUAAUAGUUUUUGUACUUGUGAUCAGUUUAUUUCACUAUUUUAUUUUUUAAUGGUUAUUUUAUUUAUUUGCAAUCAUCUUUUAUUUAAUAAUUAGUGAAAUGGUUUAUUUGUGUAUUGCAAAAAACUGCAACAACUCAAAAAUUGCCACUAAAAACGAAGAUUGUAAAAUGUUUAAAAUACCAAAAGAUUUUCCUAGAUAUAAAGAAUGGUUACAUAAUUGUGGCAGAGAUGAUUUGUUAGACAAAUCAAUUGAUACUCUGAAUAAAUAUUAUACAGUUUGUAAUGUUCACUUCAAAACUAAUAUGUUUUCAAACCCAGAGAAGUCUAGACUUCUUCCUAAUGCUGUCCCUACAAAGAUUUGCAAUUUUUCUGGCAUUUCCAUGUUGAAAGAGUAUGAAAUUCAGAACAGCACAGCUUCUUCAUCAUCAACCCAAACUCCUCAGUUGCUCUUUAUACAUACUCCCAUGAAAAAUAAAUUGGAAGAUGAAGUAAAAUUUGUAAAACAAAAAUGUGCUGAACUUCAGAAACAGGUUAAGUUUUUAAAUGAACAAGUAUCCAACUUAAAUUCGGUUAAUCAUUUUUAUGAAAUGUGUGACAUAUAUUUAUCUCCUAAUUUAUCAUUAAUUGUAAAAAAUUUUGUUAAUCUUGCUCAAAAGAAACCUCAAAGGUAUUGCUGUACUAAAGAACUAAAAAGAACUAAAACUAAGAAAACUUGAUUAUACUAACACACUUAUAAAAUACAUUUACACAAUUGAGUUCAUUUAAAAAAGUUAUUUUUUUAUUGUAUUUAAUUUAUUGUAUAAUUUAUGUGAUGAAUUUGUAUGUUGAUUUUGUAAUUAUAUUAUUAUGUUUAUUGAUUCUAUUUUUGUCUUUUUAUGUGUUUAUGUGUCAAAGGCAUAAUAGAACAAAUUAUUGAAAGUAAAAUAUGUAUGAAGAAUUAAAAAAUAUAAAAGUCAAUUGAACAUCAA
Daktulosphaira vitifoliae (grape phylloxera) is the source of this 999-nucleotide messenger RNA. RefSeq names its product 52 kDa repressor of the inhibitor of the protein kinase-like. The coding region runs from base 130 to 747 and encodes 205 amino acids. The record is from RefSeq and is a predicted model, not a curated record. NCBI's taxonomy places the organism in Eukaryota, Metazoa, Arthropoda, Insecta, Hemiptera, Phylloxeridae. The transcript has 3 exons. Gene Ontology annotation, molecular function: sequence-specific DNA binding.